UUUUAUUCUUUAGGUUAAGUGUUUUGAAGUCACUGUAUGAACUUCAUGUAAGCUUCAUGUCAGCUUAAUGUUUAAACCACGCUUUGUACAAAUCCCAGACCUAGUUUAUGAGGCAGAGCAACGACCCACAAAACCAAAGUGCAACUUUCUUUUUAGAUCUCUUCCGCCUUCUUCAGCUUAUGCAUCCUUGCGCUUGUGUUUGACGAAGUGAAGCACAGAGGAUGAGGAAAGAUCUUGGCUUCAAAUAACAGCAAAAAAAUAAAUAAAUUAAAAGAUCCUACAUUUAAAAUGAAGAUGCUUGUGUGGUUUGGAUUAGUGCUGGGUGCACUUUCUGCUGCUGGUAAUGUGUUCGUCACAAAACCAGAGCAGACCGUCACCUUGGAGUGUGGAGUCAACAAUUUCAGAGGUAGCCUGGAGUGGCGUCGUGGAGAUCAACGGAUUUUUUCCGUUGAUGGUAAAACUGGCUUCAAACGUAAAGGUACCAUUGAUAUUGUGAGCAGGUCAUACGAUAGGACCACAAAUCUGGAGGUUCGUAGAGUGAAGUUAGAAGAUGCUGGAAAGUUCACUUGCAUAGCAGAUGGAAAUACUAAAGAGCAUACUCUUCUCGUUGUCUCAGUCUCAACCAACCCCUCUGGUGAUCUCCACCUGGGCAGUGAGGUUGCACUCACCUGCCAGGUAAGCGGUCUGGACACAGCCCCUGCAGUGCACUGGAAGGGGCCAGAUGGGAAACUAAAUUCAGGGUCACUGAAAUCUGUGGCCCGCUCAGAUGCAGGGACCUGGAAGUGCGAGUUCUCCCACGGUGGACAGACAUACAGUGAGAGCAUAGACAUCAAAGUUACAGAUCCUCCUACUCCUCCACCUCCACCACCUCCGCCAGGCCCUUCCCAAAGCUCACCGGGCUCCCAUAAGACAACCUGCCCCAACUGUACGGCUAACCCUCCAUCUGGUGCCUCUGACUUGCUGGGCCUCAAGUGGUGGGUGUGGGUUGCCAUUGGUGUAGGCUGCCUGGUUAUGAUUCUCCUGAUGGUCUUUGUCAUUUGCCUGUGCAAGAAGAUCAAAACAAAGAAGAGAAGGCUGCAGAAAAUGAGGAACAGCCGCCAGUUUCCCAAGAAGUACUGUCAGUGUAACCGCCCAACAGCUGUAGGGAAACCGCAGCAAGGACGCCGGAGAGAGAAGCCAUCAGCCCCCCCUUUGCAACCCCUCCUAAUAGAGUGACAUGAAAGGCUCAUCGAAGAAAGGAAAGAUAGACAAAAAGAAGAAGAAGAAGAAAGAAAGCAAGAAAGAGAGUGUAAGAGGAAGGAAGAACAGAUAGAGAUAAAGAGAGAGUGAGUGAAAGAGAAUCACAGUGUGAAUAUGGCAUGAAUGUAAAUCGGCUUUUGAAUGCUCUUGAUGGAAAUAAAAAUCAAAUGUAAUGAUGUGGGCACUUUGAGCUUUUUUACCAAAUAUAACCAACUGAAUGCAAAUCGGCUCUACCAAGUGCAAGAGAGAACAGCAACAGUUUGUACUUAUUUUGUACAUUUUAUGCCGCAUAUUAAAAUGUCCAUAUAUACUUCUUUUGUACUGCCUUCUACUUGCUUCUACUUCAGUAUAGUUUCUUCAUGUGUUUCCUUGUAUUUGAUUGAUGUUUGUGUAUGUCUUUAUUUCUGUCCGUCUUUUUUACUCAAAGUCAAUAAACUAUAAGCACACCCGA
This is a messenger RNA of Larimichthys crocea (large yellow croaker), 1690 nucleotides long. Its product is annotated as T-cell surface glycoprotein CD4. The record is from RefSeq and is a predicted model, not a curated record. The transcript has 9 exons. The coding region runs from base 289 to 1215 and encodes 308 amino acids. Lineage: Eukaryota; Metazoa; Chordata; Actinopteri; Sciaenidae.